Calliphora vicina (urban bluebottle blowfly) is the source of this 888-nucleotide messenger RNA. RefSeq lists its product as uncharacterized. The transcript has 3 exons. Lineage: Eukaryota; Metazoa; Arthropoda; Insecta; Diptera; Calliphoridae. Bases 61 to 522 code for a protein of 153 amino acids. The record is from RefSeq and is a predicted model, not a curated record.
UAAAAAACUUAGUUAAGAAAUAAAAAAUUAUAAAAAGUAACAAAUAAAAAAUCAACAAAAAUGAAGAUCUUCUAUGCCGUUGCUGUUGUAUUGUUCGUGGUCGUUGCCAGUGUUUGGGCUGCUGGUGAGAAGGAUAAAGCCUCUGCCGCAACCUCUACAUCAACCGAAGGUGAUAUUAAAAUCUACAAACGUCUUAUACCAGCUGAUGUACUAAGGGACUUCCCUGGCAUGUGCUUUGCCUCCACCCGCUGCGCAACUGUUGAACCUGGCAAAACCUGGGAUUUGACACCAUUCUGCGGUCGUUCUACAUGUGUUCAAAACGAAGAAGAUCCAGCCAAAUUAUUGGAGUUGGUUGAAGAUUGUGGACCAUUGCCGUUGGCCAAUGACAAAUGCAAACUUGAUACAGAGAAAACUAACAAAACAGCUCCCUUCCCAUACUGCUGCCCCACAUUUACAUGUGAACCUGGUGUAAAAUUGGAAUAUCCCGAUGUACCCAAAGAAGAACCAAGCAAAAAGGAAUGAAUAAUUUUAAAAGCUCAAUUAAUCAUUUUAUAAAUUUCCUUCGCGUUUUUUAUUGUAUCUACAUUAAAAAACUAUUCUGCUGUAUAUUUACAUUGAAUCAUUUGUAUCCCAUUCUCUUUUGCACUUUUUCUUUCGCAUAAUAUUAAUCUAAUGUAUAUUAUUAUGUAUUCUUCAAUUCGGAUGGGUGGGACGCCGUAAGCUUUAUGACUCUAGAAAUUCUAUCUGUAAUUAAGACCUAAGAGAAUACGUUUCAUAAUAAUAACAAAAUGUAAACGUGUGUACAUAUGUAUAUUUUUGUCCAAUUUAUAACAAAACAGAACAAAUUUAUUUUUUUUAACAUUUCAAAAAUAAAACACCCAAAAACGA